AUGGAGUCCCAGCCACCUGCGAAUCAGGCGCUGCCGGAGCCGCUCUCGGGUCAGCUCCAACUGCAGCUGCUUCAGAGGCACCGGGAGCUCCUCGUCGCGCAGCAGCUUCAGCAAACGGGAAAGCAGAGCAAGCCAACUCCCCAGUCUCCUCAGCAGGCCGCGCCGCAGCCCUGCGGUGAGAAGGAUAAGAAGCCGGUCGUGACCCCCACGUUGCCACUCACAAUGCCGAUGGCGCUUCUGCAGCCCCCGCUGCAGCCGCUGACGCCUGAGCAGCAGCUGCAGCGCCAGCAGCUGCUUCAGCACCAUCUGCGACAGCGGCAGCUCCAGCAGCUUCUGCAGCAGGCUAGUCUCCGCAGCCAGGCCGCGUCGCCACAGGAUCCGGCCUCGCGGCCUCCGCAGCCGCGCGCUGUGGAAAGUCUUCAGACGGAGGUAGAGCGGCAGAGGCAGCAAGUCAUCCCGCCGCUUCAGGCCCCCUCGAGGCUGGUACAGCUUCAGCAGCUCCAGCAGCGAUUGCUGCUUCAGGCGGCGGCUCAGCGGCAGCAGCCGCAACCCACCAUGGCUCCUGCGGGGAAGGCGCCUCCGCUUCGGCCGCCGCCUGCCGUCGUCGCUGCAGCGGCUGCGGCGGCUGCCGCAGCUGUCAGGCGUGGGGCACUUCAGCUUUUGAUGAUGCCAAGACAGGCAGGCAUCCUCGGCGCGGACAGCCAGAAGGUUCCAACCUCGGGGGCGCCGGCCCCUGACGCAGGCGCCGCAGGCUUGCAUGUCUCCGGGGGACUGGGGCAGAAGGCAGAGAAUGCGGUCGCUUUGAACGGAUCCGGAUCUGCCGCUGCAGGCGCUACCCCUGCUUCUGAGGGCGUGCCGCCGCGCGUCGCGGUGCCUGCUGCUCUGGGGGCCGUGGCAGCUCUCGCGUCGAGUCCGCUCUGCCACGGCGUUGUGCUGUCUGGGAGCGUGGCGGCGAACAGCGGAGGGAGCUCGAGGCCGCCGACCGACCGGCAGCCCGCGAUCGGCGCGAGCGCGCGGCAAGAUUCCGACGCGCAGCCGAGCGCUGCCGCCAACGGGGGCUGCAGGGCCGCCAGCACUGAGGAUUUCGCAAAUGGGACAAACCGGAAGGCGAGCGCAGGAGGCGCGGCGAACGCGGGGCCCUCCAAGCUCAAAGACAGCGACGCAGACCUCAGCGCUGGCCUGGCUGACGGCGGUGCGAAGCAGACAGAACCGCCGGUCGCCGCUCCAGGAGCCGCGAGCGGACGCGAGGGAAACAGCGCUGUGACGCUCGGCGCUGGAGGAGACAGAGAAGACAAGAAAGGCGACGCGCCAACGCCGCCUAGGAGCAGCGAAUCCUCUGUGAAGAAGCAUCCGGGGAGUCGAGACACAGAAGAGGAGGAAGAUGGCGAGGCGUCGGGAAGUCUAGAGGACGACGUGUUUCGAUAUGAAGAGGACGUGGAUGCACCCGACGCUCUCAAGCGACGGCACACGCUGGACAUGCCCGUAGGAUGGGGAGUGAGGAAACCGGUGGCUGAGGCCACUGGGAACGGCGGCACUUUCAAGAAAAUCGUCUGGGUGAACGAAAUUGUUGGCGGCAUUCGGCGGCAGGUCUACUGGCUCGAGAGGACGAAGGAAUGGUGUGUGCAGUUCUUUCGUCCCUCCGGAUCUGACACGCGGGUGGUGACGAAGAAGUUCCUCGAAGACGGAGCAAACAAGUUUCGAGCGGUCGCCGCCGCCUACAACCUGAUGCCCUGGGACUGCUCCGGCAGCGACUACCGCCGACCGCAAGGGCGGCCCCUGAAGCGCCGCGUGUUCACCGCAGCCGACUUCGAAGAGGGCACGGCCUGGUGCCACUAUCCGGCCUCUCUCUCUCUCCAUCCCUACCCGUCUGCGAGCGGGACUCCGUAUGUGUCAGCUGCUGCCGCGCCUCCGUCUGUCCGAUCCCGCCGCCGAGCUGAGGCUCCUCUGCUGCAUCCACGCGAUCUAGACGCCGAGGCUUCACAAGCGGGACUUCUUUCCAGUUGCUCUUCGGCAUGCGUGUCGCUGCAGAAUUCUCCUUGUUUCGCGCCGCACGAUGACGUGUCUCUGGGGCGGGUCGCCACGCGGUCGGCGUCUUCCGCAAAUUCAGGGAGGCUCACAAGCGGCCUGGCCCCCGCGAGCUGCUCCAGCACGCCUCUAAUGGCAGCUCACGAUCUGCCGCUCCGGCGGGGUUCCCGUCACAACGGCGUUUCGUCCUCCGCACCCGUUACUCGUUUGAUGCCGCCCUCGCUCUCUCCCCGCCUCUCUCCGCGGCUACUGGAUACUGUCGCGUCGGUGGCAGCUGCCACCUUCCGGCCUCAUGCAGGGCUCCGCAAGCGGAAACGCGCUGAGGACGAGGCUAUCCAGGAGGAAGCCUCCGACAGCGGAAGUGCGCAAGGUGACCGCUGGUAUGAGCAGGAUGGACCAGCGGACGCUGCGAGCCAUGCGCCGCGACAGGAAAGCGCCCGGAUCUCCGACGUGCCUGGAGAGGCUCUUGGGGACUUGUUUCUCGGGGCGCGCUACUCAGAGGGCGAGGACGAUGACGAAACUUCGUUGCUGCGUCAACUGAUUCUCGACCAGGCUGAUGAAGAUCCCCCCGAGUGCAUCGCUUCAUGGAGCAAGGCGCUGUUGCCUUGGCCACCCUGCGCGUCGACUUUCUCUAGCGCCCUGAUUCCUUGCUCCGAGUCACCCCGCUCUCCGUCGCCCUCGUCGUCCCUCCUGGCCUCAUCGCUGUCGCCUCUGUCCCCUCGGAGGUGCAACGACGUGAAGGCGUUCCCGAUGAAAAGCACAGAAAACGACGGCAGCUGUUGCGAGAUACCUCACACUACGCCCCGCGACCGCGCGCCCGAUGCCUUGCACUCGACAGGGAAAUCUGGCUUCGGCCUGACUUCUCCAGUCGAUGCAAACGCAUCCGACAGCAGCAGGCGGCACAUGGCUUUGCCCCCGGGGCCUUCCUCGUCUUUAAGCCGACUUUUCUGUCACCUCUGUUGCGCGCCAGAACGGCGCGAAGCACUUGGCAAGCGCGCCUUCGCAAAAGUUGUCGAGGUCAUCUUUCCAAAUGCGUUCGACCAGUGUCCCCUUCGUCCCGCGAGAGCGAGCAGGCACCAGAAACGCGCAUGCCAGACGCCGGACGUCGAGGUGAACAUGGAUGUUUGCCAGAGGCUGGCGAAGCGUGAACAGACCCUGGAGAACUACGUCCUCAUAAGUCGAGUUUUGCGGGCACUCGCCAAGAAGGAAAGCGACGAGUUCUUUCGAAAUCUGAAGCAUAUGUUCCAAGCGCACGCGAAGGACUGUGCCGGGGAUCCCGCCGACUUCUCGAAAAACCAAACAGGCAUUCCCUGGCAGAGGAGCGGAGCGAACAAUGCGGCGCACUCCGUGCCUGAGCCCGACGAAGGGUCACUGUCCGCUGAGGGCGCCGGCCAGAGUUCGAAGGACCUGUCUGCCCUCGCAGAUGAGCUGCAGGCGAAGCCCGAGGAAGUCAGGACGGGAGAGCCGAGAAACGUCCUCGACCAAGCUGCAGUCUCCACGAGUGAGAGUGUGAUAUCUGAAAAGCUGGGCGAUGUGUCUAGUUUUCUCAGGGGCGCGGCAUCCCCUGCCCUCGAAACCUCCGCAUCGAAGGGGCGUCCGGCGUGCAAACGCCACGCGGUCGCGGACACAAGUAAGAACGAGGGAAAAGUGGCGCCGAGCGAGCAGACCUGCGAGGCUCUGCAGGCGGCGAAUCGCCUGGGGAGUGACGACGGAGGAGCCGCGGUCGGCGGGCAGGGUGCUGCGGGGAAGGGCGGCGCAGUGGCCGCGAACGAAACGAGUGGAGGAUGCAAGGAGAACAGAGCGAACGAGGGAUGCCGGUGCGUCAGAGGCGUCCGCCCACGCGGAAACCGAGAGCCUACAGUGACAGAGGUGCUCCGCGUUCUGGGCUGGAUCCUGGCGAUUGAUGAAGAUCAAGAAGGAGUACGGUAG
Molecule: messenger RNA, 3954 nt
Organism: Besnoitia besnoiti
Lineage: Eukaryota; Apicomplexa; Conoidasida; Eucoccidiorida; Sarcocystidae
Exons: 3
Coding region: 1-3954 (1317 amino acids)
Source: RefSeq, a predicted model, not a curated record